Molecule: messenger RNA, 8447 nt
Organism: Syngnathus typhle (broad-nosed pipefish)
Lineage: Eukaryota; Metazoa; Chordata; Actinopteri; Syngnathiformes; Syngnathidae
Gene: shc1
Product: SHC (Src homology 2 domain containing) transforming protein 1
Exons: 12
Coding region: 4657-6420 (587 amino acids)
Biological process (GO): cell surface receptor protein tyrosine kinase signaling pathway; intracellular signal transduction
Cellular component (GO): plasma membrane
Molecular function (GO): receptor tyrosine kinase binding
Source: RefSeq, a predicted model, not a curated record
UAUUUAACAGAACUGGCAUCAACUAUUAAGGGCCACACUGAAAACUUCCAUGAGAAUAUUAUAUAUUUAUUAUAUGACUUAAUAUAACUUUAUUUUUUAUUAAGUUAAAAUGGAAUUUUUUUCUAGUUAUCAGAUGACAAUAAAAAAAAAAAUUCCCCCCCUGAAAUAUUUGCAUAAUUUGUAUUAACUUGCCAAAAUUUCUUUGCUCCAAAUGAACCGACUUAAAUCAUACAAUACUCCUUUUGUGCACCUCUGACGUGCAUGUUCGUCAAAGGCAGCGAACGCUUUAAGAGUUUAAGUGAACCCUCCUGCUAUUAAUCACUUUCAAAUAUGACAAAUGAAUCUAAUAAAGGGGCUGCUUGAUGAAAGCAGAAGAAUCGAAUUAGCCUUGUCGAUUGCGUCAAGGCAGCCAGGAAUCGGAUGAUUUAAGCGAUUAUCAUUCAUUUACACAAUUUUACUGAAAUAUAAAAUGAUGGCUGACCUUUUAUUUUAUGACCAAAUUUCAAAUGAAGCAUUUGCAGCCAUUAAGCGCUCUCCUAUGACUUCAGUGUUGGCUUUUGUCAAGCCUCAGCCACAGUGUCUCAUAUGUGUUUCAGCGUUAAAAGGUAUGGUGGGCUCUUUGCACUUGGAACUUCCCCAAUCACGUUCAAAUGUGCCUGGAAAAAGGAUCUGACAGUAAAGUUCCAGGACUGAUGUCGCAGAACAUUUCGACAGUUCAUCCUCCCAAGUUUUCAAUUUGCUUCACUUUGAUGAUGCCAGGAACUGACAGAUGCUCAAGGCAGAUGCGUUGCCAUGGUGACGUAAGUCACAACUUGUCCCACUCAUCUCAGGUUCUUCUCAUAUGAUGAUGACCUUAACCUUAAACAAACGCCAGUCCUGGAACUUUCCUGACACGCUCGGAGAAUCCUGUAGCUAGACAUCACGCUGGUUACGUAGCGCUACUGCAGCGCCCGUCGUGUCAUUUGAGGACUCGCGCGGAUCGCUUUGGGUGACUUCCUCUGCGUUCCGCAACGUUGCUUUCUCACGCUUCGACAGCAAUCUCUGCUGACGCUCUCCUGAGAUAGCGCUAACGCACAGCGGGGCUAGCUUACGUAGCAAAACGAGCGACCGUCUCCAUCCUGUCUCGCUGUCUUUCACUCUCAUCUUCUCGGGUUACUAAACACGAGUAGAGGAGGAGCUUUGGACAGUCCAAACACACACACACAUACACUCAUCCCAGCCUUUGUUUCCUUACUUAUUCCACAUCUCCAUCUCCCCGCGGAGAGCUAAUGUGCGGCGGGAGCAUCCUGCUGGGCAUACACAUGUACACAGCUAAACGGGGGAGGGAGGGGGAGGAAACAGGAUGAGAGGAAAGGAGGGGAUGUGUGUUACACAAAGAGAGAGAGAGUGAUGCAAAGGGCGAGAAUAGGAGGCAGCGUCACCCGCCUAGACAGGAGGGAGGGGGAGGACAGACGGGAGUGGAAGUGGAGGGGGGGAGAGGAGAAGAGGAGAGGAGCACAAUGAAGUAGUGCCAUUGUCCGCCCUGGCAGCGUUGCCAUUCCACCAUCUGCCCGGAGUGAGGGGGGGAGAGAAGAGGAGAGGAGAGGACAGUCCAACCUAGAGGAGGACAAGAGGAAAGAUGGAGACGCGCAGCCGACGGUGACUUUGUGAAUUAAUCGAGCGAAAGAGUUUUUUGUUUUUUUUGAAAGGACCAACCAGGAUGAGCGGCUAACAUUUCUGUCACGUGACUACGGACCACAGUGUGUUUUGUAAAGUAUUUGUACAGAAAUUCUUUUAAGUGGUACUUUUUCAUGUUCUAGUCGUUCACAAUUUUUAAAAAUUCAGGUUGUUUUUAUGCAAGUUUUCUAAAUAUUGUUGUUUGACUUGUUUUUAUUUACUCGGACUCGCCAGAUAUGUCCUAGUUGGAGCCGGUCGGCCGAUCGCAUGCCGCCGCCGCCGCCAACUCGGCGUGUUAACAUUGAUCGGCUUUUAUGGCUGACGCGACAGCGCUCCAACUUUGAUCAUUUCCUGAAAGCUAUUGAUCUUUCCGGGGGAGUUUUGGUUCUCCUGUUUUGGUGAGCUAAAUAAUUAUGUCAACGUUGUGAUUAGCCGCUGUGGCUUUUUUUUCUUUUCUGCCGUUGUCAGGACUUACUCAGCAAACCUUCUCAACAGGCAUUUCUUUUAAUCGUCUGUUGCCAUGGCGAUGAGCCGCAGACGGAGCGAAAUGUAAAGUUUUAUUUUUUAUUUCUUAUUUCAAACUGGUGCUUUUCCAUUCACUUAAGAUGAUGCAGUACAUUUGAAUUUAUCAUCGUGUCUUUUUUUUGGGGUGAAAAUUCUCUCCAAACGUCGACCGGCUUUUGUUUUCACGCUCGAGACGCUCAGCCCCGUCUGCGCUCGACAGUCUCGGAGAAUCUAGGUUGUUUCAGGUCACCUGACCCCCCUCCCCUCCCCAUUCUGCGUUCACCUGAUGGUGAGUCGCGGCCGCUUCUUUUGUCCCCAUCUCACCUUAGUCAGCUGCAACCGAACGAAACCCCCAUCAGUCAAACGUUUGGAGGAACGACGGGAUUAAUUGAACAAACUCAUCCCGUGAGGACAUUUUGCCACGCAUGGCCGCCUGGCCUUGACACGGCUAAUUAAUGCUUAUUAGAAUGUUCAGGUUCUACUGUCAACGUGCAGAUGAUUCCCCUCACCUGACCCGUCUGGUUCGGUUCUUCGCAACCAGACAUUCUUAUUUGUGCCACUUUCUUCUUCAGCCCAUGUAUUGAUGACUCAGGAUUUCAUCUCCUCUGACGUCACUUGACCUAACAUCACUCUUUGAAUAGUUCGCUCGUGCUAGUUCAAAGAAGCAGGUUGAAGAUUUUUGUAAUUUGUUUUUUAUUAUAUUUGACUGUUUUGCUUUGCCAGUUGGUUCUCCACGGCCCCGAGUGACUUUUCCAGCCAUACUUCUCGAAGAAAAAAAAAAAGAUCUCGCACAGCUCCCCGUCCAGAUGGACGCUUAGCGAGCUUUGCUAGACAAGCCCUCUGUGGUGCUAGACCGAUGGUGGGCCACUUUCGCUUGCCGCAAUCUGUCGCGUGUCUCUUUUUUCUGUCUUUACUUCACAUCAAUAUUGGUGCCAAACCAGGUCCGGGUUUUAUCUAAGAUGAGGUCGAGAGAUUAUGACCGGUGCCUGAACCAACGCUGAGGCGGGCGGAGGUGUUGACUGUUUUUUCUUUGCGGAACUUGCUAGACUGUUGUUUGCCUUUAAGGUUGGACUAUGCAGAUAUAAGGCGAGUGCACUAAAUCUGUUGGGGUCGUCUAGAGCUUUAGAUGAUCAAAGUCCAUAUCAGAUCUUCUCAGGUAACAGCAGAGUGGGAGUUUAAUUGCGUAUUCCAAAUCAGGUCUCAUCAUCGCGAAGAGUGUUACAUCACCGCCGUGCUACGUCGGACACAUUUCAAAAUGGUGCUCUGGAGGUGACCAAUUUCAAACCACGACGGCCUCACUUCUUUUUAGCCAUAUCAGGAACUUCAGUCAGGAACGGGCCGGUGCUAUAACUUUUUUCUUUUUUUCUGAGCGCGUCUAGCCGUCCCGUCCGUGGAGGCGACGAGAGGAACCGGCGGUUAACCCUUUCUAAACAAGAGGCGGUGUUAAACGGGACAGUCUGGAGAACGGGCAAGCAGCCGCGGGAGGGGGCGGGGGGGAGAUCAUCUGGAAGAGGCGAGAGGAAGUGGUGGCGCGCGAGAGGGCGGAGGCGCUGGAGAGGCAGAGGCUGGCUGACUACAUUGUGUGGAGGAAGAGAGAGGACUUCCAGGAGAGGCGAGGAGAGAGGGAGAAGAGAGAGGCCAGUGGCGAGAGAGGGAAGGAAGCAGCGCCAGAAGUCAUCUGGAAGAAACGGGAGGAAGACAACGCGUCGCUUAGGGAGCCAGCUAGGGCGAGUCAGGGCGGACAUCAAAUCGUUUGGAGGAAGAAGGAGAGGGACUAGAAGAUUUUAGCCUUCCCGCUUCUACCGGACGAUAUUUGUAAGCUUGCUUUCUCGCCGUUGGCUAAUUGAGGUUGCUAUCGGCCAAUCGAAUCGUUGUACGUGGCCCUCGCCUCGUUAGCGUGCUCAGCCCCCCUCGCGACCCCACCGCCCUUCCCUCGCUGGCUGCUAAUAGGGUUUUUAUCGGAUUGUCUCGCCAGACUACUCUGUCAGACACGCAGAAAUAUAUACACACACACACACACACACACACACACACACACACAUAUGCAAGUUGUUGAGGGACAAUCGUUUGUUUUGAUUUUUUUUUUUUAAUGAUAGUUGGACUCAAAGAUGGCCUGUUGGCUGGAGCAAGAUUUUUUAUUUUUUUGGACUCAUGAGCCGAUCACACAAUGAACUCUGUUUUUAGAAGUGAACUGAUGUCAACAUGUCACGCGUCGAGACGCUCCAAAGUCUCCAUCCGCACGCAGCCAUAAUCGGGAACGUCGCUCUUUUCCACGCUACGCUCAUUGUGGAUGAAGCCAUUUUUAAAGCGCUCCACUUUGGGCAACCCGCUAACGAGUGGGAGGGAGGCUGACGAUUGGACAGAUGGAUGGCGCUCUUGCUCUGAGGGAGACCGGCUGCGCGUCCUCAAGAGAGACACUCUGAAACAAAAAAGACCUUGAUACAAACCACGAGCGUGGACUCGUACGGACAGAAGAAAAAAAAAAAAAACGCCACCAUGGAGCUCGUCCCCAAAACAAAGUACAGCCACUUUCGAAGCGAAUCGCUCAGCUCCGCUGACGAGACCAACUCCAAUCCGUCGCCCUUUCCUCCUUCAAGUCCCGCCACCCCCCUCACUCCAUCACCUGGCUUACCUUCCUCUCUGUCCUCCUCUUCCCUCGCCCCCAUGUUGCCCCCUUCUUCUCCCCGGCCUCCCGAGAACAGCCCCACUACCCUCUGCUCCUUCUUCCCGAGAAUGGGCUCCUUACGCCUGGGCGUCUCCGCCACUCUACUCAAGGCCUCCAACAGGCCACCACCUCAGCCUCGGCUCGCCGUGGAGUCCCCCGGGGACGACGGGAGCAGCUCCAGCUCCUCCCCUCCGCUACAUCACCCGCUCCCCCCUUUAACCGCUCCCUCUCCCCCUCCCCGCCCCCCUCUACAGGACAUGAACCGGCUGGGAGGCGGGGCCAGGAGGGCACGGGUCGAAGGCGCUCACCUGGGAGGAGAUGAAUGGACGCGGCAUGGCUCCUUUGUCAAUAAGCCCACCCGCGGGUGGCUUCACUCCGACAACGUGGUCAGCACCACCGGCGUCUCCUACUCCGUGCGGUACAUGGGUUGCGUGGAGGUGCUCCAAUCCAUGCGGGCGCUGGACUUCAACACCAGAACUCAGGUCACCAGGGAGGCCAUCUCGGUGGUUUGCGAGGCCGUACCCGGAGCCAAAGGAGCCCAGCGGAGAAGAAAGCCGUCCACACGCUGCCUCACGUCUAUUCUGGGCAAGAGCAACCUGCAGUUUGCUGGCAUGACAAUCAGCCUCACCAUCUCCACCAGCAGCCUCAACCUGCUGGCGGCCGACUGCAAACAGAUAAUCGCCAAUCAUCACAUGCAGUCCAUCUCCUUCGCCUCUGGAGGAGACCCAGACACGGCUGAGUACGUAGCAUAUGUGGCCAAAGACCCGGUCAACCAGAGAGCAUGUCACAUUCUGGAAUGCUCUGAGGGUUUAGCCCAGGAAGUCAUCAGCACCAUCGGCCAGGCCUUCGAACUGCGUUUCAAACAGUACUUAAAGAACCCGCCCAAACUGGUCGCGCCUCACGACAGGAUGGCUCCGUUUGACGGCUCCGCAUGGGAGGAAGAGGACGACGAAGCCGCUCUCCUGCCUGACGUCCCUUACUAUAACAACUUCCCCGGUAAACAGCCUCCCCCUGGUGGUCUGGUUGAUAUGAGACCACGUCCGGGCGCCACGCUGCCUUUUGGCCAACCGGGUCAGAAUGACAUUCACAAGCAGCCUCUUCCGCCUCUGCCAGGUGCCAAGGAAGGAGGGCGAGAGAUGUUUGAUGACCCCUCUUACGUCAAUGUGGAUAAGCCCCGCCCACCAGUCGCCGCCAAUGGGAACGCUCACAGGGAUGCUUUUGACAUGAAACCGUUUGAUGAUGCCCUGGGGGGCUCCACGACAGCAUCAGCGCUCCCUCUAGUGGAGCAGCUACAAUGCGAGACCUGGUUCCACGGCAGCUUGAGUCGCAGGGAGGCGGAGAGGCUGCUGGCGCGCGACGGAGACUUUUUAGUGCGGGAGUCGGGAACCACGCCGGGGCAGUACGUGCUCACGGGACAGCAGGGCGGUCAACCCAAGCACCUGCUACUCGUCGACCCGGAGGGAGUGGUCCGUACAAAAGACCAUCGGUUCGAGAGCGUGAGUCACCUGAUCAGCUACCACAUGGACAACAGACUGCCCAUCGUGUCGGCGGGAAGUGAAGUGUGUCUGCAACAGCCAGUGGAGCGGAGAGCCUGAAAAGAAAAAAAAAAACCUCCACCAAAUACAACCACAGGAAUGCACACCAAAAAAAAAGAAAAAAAAGUGUGCAAAGUUUUGACAUGCUGCUGUUGUGAACUAAACUGUGAACUGCAGUCCCAACUAUCAGGCAAAGCGACCCUGAAGCACUGCCGCAUCAUGUCCACAGCCGACUGUGAAACAGGAAAGGAAAUGCAAUUUUAAAAAAAGAAAACCAACCAUCAGAAGGUCUUAAUUUGUCAUCACGCCCCCCAAAAAAAAAGAAAAAAAAAGGAAACGUGGAAAAUAGCAGCAUGAAUAGAACAUGAGUUUGCAUGCUUUCAUCGUGAGUUCCACCUUUGGAUGUGUUGCUGGGCAGAAAAACAAGCUUUUUAUUAUUAUUUUUAUAUAUAUAUAUGUAGAAACUCACCUUCAAGAGCAGCCUUGAAGACCCUAACCACUCCCUCCCUUUAUUGACUGUUGAACUUGAGAUGAUGGGGGAUUAAAAAAAAAAAAAAAGGCAUGUAUGCGAAACUGGGACCGGUAUGCCAAUGAUCAUCUUUUUUUUUGUUUGUUUUGGAACUUUUUACAUAUAUAUUUUUUUUACCAUGACAUCCUGGACUUCAUAGGAGUGAGUACACACACCCGUCAUGCCAAAGAACAGCACCGGAAGUCUAAUUAGCAACAACAAUGCAUUUUGUUUUGUUUUUAAAUAUUUUAUAUUGUAUUCUUGAAUGCAUCAGCGGUGGAGAAUUGUGCAAUGAUGUCACCAACCAGCGCAAUAAUGAAUGGAGAUGUUUUGCAAUGACGAGAAACAAACACACAGUGGAACCUCCAACAGCAUGGUUGAGCGUUAAACCGAGUCCAGGGGGAUGUUUCGCGUAAAAUUCAAAUGUGAAUAGGAGUGUGAAGCUACUUAAGCUGUAUAGUGUACAGAAACAGAAAAGUAUAUUGUUCUAAAAUUUUGGAUUGAAUCUGAACGUUCUGCCAAAUUGAGCUCCACGCAUUGAACAAAUUAUUAACGGUCAAGUAAUUAGUUUUUUUUUCACUCGAAAUAGUUUCUGUUAGCACAUCUGCAUGGUUUCCUCAUACUGUACAUUUUCUUGGUACUCCUGCUUCUUCUCAUAAAAAAAAAAAAAAUUGCAUGCUACCACUGGCGGAGCUAGAAGGGGGGCCGUCGGGGCACUGCCCCCCUUGAAACAUAUAAUGACUAUUCAUCAGCGUUUUCUGAAAAAUCGUUUGCGUUUUAAAAAAAAAAAAAAUGUUUUUGGAGGUUCCACUGCAAGUCUGCACUGACAAUCUUUCGGCUCUCGUGUUCAAUCUGCAUAUAAGAAUGUAAAGGAACUAUGAUGGAUUUCCCAAUGCUGCGUGUUUGUGUAUAUUUGUUUCUUCUAAACAGAAAGAACCAGAAAGCCAAAUGUUACUCCUCGGUGCGAUGUCGUCGUCAGUUCAUGUUCUAUUUUUUUUUUGUAAUCUCUUUGUGCCUUGUUUCUUCAAUGCAGUCACUUGAGUCCAGCCACCUUAAGUCUAAAAAAAAAACACUCAGUUAAAACAGACUGCAAAAAAAAAUAUCACGAAACAAGCUAAUCCAGUGAUGGCAAUCGAUUCUGAUGCACAGUCGCAGAUAUUUGAUGUCACCUUGUUAUUUGGGAGGGGAGGGGAUUUUCCGACCAUCUGUAAAUAACUAUAUUGCAAACUUGCUGAGUAGUUUUAGAUGGAGGGGGGAGAACAUGACAUAUGAGAAGGGAUUUUUUCGGUCAACCAUUCGUCAAGUGGUCUUGUGCUCAUCACAGCUGCCUUUGUCGCAUGCUUAGAAAAGAAAUUGUUUAGUAAGAUGUUUUUGUGUGUGUGUUCUGGUGGUGGUGUGACUUGAUAGUUUGUGUCCUGAGGAAGAAAAAAAAAAAAAAGCCAUGAUUCCUUUAAAAAACAAAAAACUGCACAGGUGGUUUGAUUCUGUGUUAAUACUUGUUUAUAGGGAAAAUAUAUGUUUACACCUGUAACUGAAAGUCUAGAUUCAUGCAUAUAUAAAUAAAUGCAUAUAUCAUUCA